Argentina anserina (silverweed cinquefoil) is the source of this 976-nucleotide messenger RNA. RefSeq names its product probable protein phosphatase 2C 28. Gene Ontology annotation, biological process: peptidyl-threonine dephosphorylation. Lineage: Eukaryota; Viridiplantae; Streptophyta; Magnoliopsida; Rosales; Rosaceae. The record is from RefSeq and is a predicted model, not a curated record. Gene Ontology annotation, molecular function: protein serine/threonine phosphatase activity.
GUUUCAUUCAUUCUCAUAGUCCAUAGGAGAUGCUGCAGUAUCUUUGCUUGCAGUGGAGUAGGCAGAGCCUGAAAGUUGAUGACUCGUAUAGUGAAGAUCACAAGACUUCGUGAAGCUUUAUAACAAGGGCAACAACAUGAUGCACAAAGCAGGACAUGGAUUUACUCGAGAUGAAGUUGAUGAUAAGAAGCUAAGCAGCCAUAAAGUCAGCCAUGGAUCCAAGUUGGUGAGUGGACAAAUGGACCAUGGAAUGGAAGAUUAUAUCGUGGCAGAAACUAGAAAAAUAAAUGGCUUUGAAUUGGGUUUAUUUGCAAUUUUUGACGGCCAUUCUGGUAAAAAAGUUGCAGAAUACUUGCAAGCUCAUUUAUUUGACAACAUACUAAGACAGCAUGACUUUUGGACCGAUCCGGAAGAAGCAAUUAAGAGAGCUUACAAAGCUACAGAUGAUGAGAUGUUGGGAACGGUGGCUGGUUCGAGAGGCGGAUCUACUGCUGUUACAGCAAUACUUAUCAGUGGGGAGAAGCUAAUUGUAGCCAAUAUUGGUGACUCCCGCGCAAUUUUAUGCAGAGAUGGUGUGGCGAACCAGUUAACUGUAGAUCACGAACCUCAGAAGGAGAAGGAUCUUGUUGAAAGCAGAGGUGGUUAUGUUAUUAAGCUGCCAGGAAAUGUUCCACGGGUGGAUGCACAACUAGCAAUGUCGCGGGCAUUUGGGGAUGGUGACCUAAAGGAGCACAUUUUUUUAAAAUAUUUAUUUAAUAAAGUACAAAUGGAUAUCAACAUCAAGAAGAUCGACACUGAAGUAGAGUUCAUUAUAUAGGGAAGUGAUGGUUUGUGGAAGGUGGUGUCAAACCAUGAUGCUUAUGAUUGCAUUAGAGGUACAAUUGAUGCUGAAGAAGCAGCAGAGAAGUUGAUUCAAAAGGCAUUAUCCAGGAAAAGCUAUGACGAUAUCUCUUGCAUAGUUGUUGUCUUCUACUAG